ACCGCCGCAGCAUCACGGCGCGGCGCUACUUGCGGGCGUCGGCAAUGGCGCGGUGCCCUCCUACGCACCGCCAGGUCGUGCCUUCUUCACUCCUCCGUUGCCGCCCGAGUAUAGGAAUCCAUUCGCCGAUAAGCCGACACUACGAGGCACAAACACAGACGGAAAUAACUAUCUCAACCGGCGGCCUAUCCCUCCCCCUUCACUCGGCCCUGGCCACGAGAGGAUCCCCAUCAGACCACCUGGACAGGAAACAUCGUCUCCGCAAGUGCCAGCGCCUCCACCCGCGCCCCCGUCCCCUCCGAGUGGUCUCGAGCCGCAGAAGAAAAAACCACUCAAUACACCUAGCCAUAAGCCUGACGAUUUAGACAGCGACGUCAAACAUGGAACGGACCAGGCGAAUUUCACAGACUUUGUCCCAAAUUCGCUCAACAUCCCGACCAUAUCGAGAAUACUGUCGGGCUCUAAUGGCAGAAAGGAAGACAUCCCCGACGUUCUCCUUCGAACCGUCACCGCGAAACCCCAGCACACGCCAGAGAAAACGUCGAAAAGUGAAGUUUUCGUAACUAAAGACACUAGUGUGACUUUAAGUGAUUCCACGAGAGAUUCGUCUACAGAAGGAUCGGUGUUGGCUGUCCUAGAUCCAGAAAUGAAUAUAGACAGGCCACUUAUAAUAGAUCAGGAUGGUGAAACAAACACAAGAAGAAACCUGCAAUACUCGACAAACAAGUCGGACCGGAACGACAGUAGCAGAAACAAUGAAAACUAUAUGCCAGCCACAACUAUAGGUUUCGAGUUGAAAGAUCCAGAAAUGUCCACGGAGAGGUAUCACAAUCUAGCGAACGUGAACUCGGAUAAGAAGAUCUUAAAACAGGACCCUAAGAACAAUAGUCCAGUACAAAGGCCAGGGGCAACUUGGCCGUUUGCCUGGAACGUGCAUAUUUAUCUAGCUACAGUGAUGUUCACUAUACUAGCCGUUUACUCGAUCUUCAAGAUCAUUUGCUACAACAAAUUCACACAUCUAUUCACGCAGUACUACUUCAUAAUAUUGCAUUUAAUUCUCGUGUUCGUUUGUCUGAUGAGGAUAUUCUAUCUCUGCUACGAUCCGUACAACAUUAACAGUUCCUUGCCGAUUUUCAUCAGCGAGAUCCUGCUUCAUGUCCCCGAAAUAUUUCUAGCUAUAGCGUUCGCUAGCACCAUCCUGUUCCUACUCACGAAUAGCGCAAACUAUAGGAACAAAUGCUGCACCUUCUUAUUUAGAUCCAGGACGGUCGUUGUCGGCGGUGGUGUACUCCUAUUGACAUGUGUAACGUUGCAUAUCUUUGAAAAUAGUAAUACAAUAUAUAGGACCCCGCAUGGAGUCGAAAAAAGGGUGCUAGGGCUAACUUGUCAAAUAAUAUUUAUCAUAGUGUGUCUCGUAUUGGGGCUGUGCUAUCUAUACGUAUAUAAAAUGCUGAAAGCUGUGCUUCAGAAGAAGAGCCACAAUUACAUUCACGGAUUCCAAAAUCUGUAUCAGGCGAUACAUAUUAAUCUGGCGACGGCGUUGCUUUUCGUGCUAAUGGCGACUCUACAGAUUUACGGCAUAAUUGGAAUCCAUCAAGUCAGUAUGACUAAGUUCGACUGGCUCCAAUGGGGUUAUCAGUUCUCGCUGCGGUUGAUAGAAAUCAGUGUGGUGGCCCUUAUUUCUUGGGUGAUAAGUCUCAAAAUCGGGAUCGUAGCGUCCCUGCAGCACGAGAAAGCAGACGGACAAAAGAUAUCGGGAUUUUUUCCUUGCACUGCCGGGUCUAGUAACGAGCAAUUCGAGUCUGACUAUCCGACAAUAUGCAACACUAAUACAAAUCUCAAAACGUAUACAUUAAGAACUGGGAAACCUGUCUACGAAACCGCUGGCCAUCAUCCAGUGAUACCGGAGCAAUGUUUCGUCGGGAAUGUGAUAGAGCACCAACGGUUCCCACUGAACACCUUAGCCGUUAACUGUGACAAUAACUCUGGGACCGAGAAUUAUUCCGGCCACAGUUCUAUAGCCAACGCUGGCCAUAGCAGUUCUACGGAAUCUAGCAAUGCUGCAUCUGCCCAGGGUGUGACUAAUCAUUUGAUCAAGCAUCAUCCAAAUAUGGCCGGCUACAAUGGUAUAGAAUCCGUUUCGGACGAUCAUUACUCGAAUUGUGAUCCUGCGAUACAGUCCUUGCAAGGCGACGAUCCACUGGACCAUGAAUACAACGUCAUUCAAUACGGUAGCAACAGCGACUUCAUUCGAGAUAUCAAGAAUCAGAACUACAAUGGAGGCUCGAAUAGGAGCUCACAUAAUUUCAAACAUAUGUCUUAUGACAGAGUUUCAUCUAGAACAAACAGCAACCCACGUAAGAAGCAUCGAGUCAAGAAUAAGAAUGUUCAAAACUGCAUGACGAUGGGCUAUGAUCCCUCGAUGAAUCAUCAUUACCACCAGCCUCAUGUGCUAGACGAAUACAGCAAUUAUAAUGCUGAGAAUGCUUCAUACCAUUCCUCUGGUAUACAAACUCUCAACCCUAACAGAAGUUACGAAGGCCCUUGCCAACAAAUCAGAAGUUCACAGCGCCGUAAUUCGCCUUCAACGGCCAUGAUUAACUCCAGUGGUAGUCAGAAGCGUGGGAAGGGCAACGGGUUCCCCGAUAGACCCAAAUCGACGGACCUCUACGGAUUCUCCGAGGAUCCUAACGACAGGGAGUACCCGUGUGCUUUAGGAACGCCCCAACCGGCUCCAAGAAAUUGUGGCUACGAGGCUUCGUACUCCCAGCCACAGGACGAAAUUAACCCAAACGAGGGUGGCAAUAGUAUGCUGGUUGCACAGGAUGGUUUCGUUAGAUUUCGACCAUUAGAAGAUGGUCCUUCACAAACCUGA
Messenger RNA from Parnassius apollo (apollo), 2875 nucleotides. The record is from the annotation of a GenBank genome assembly. Lineage: Eukaryota; Metazoa; Arthropoda; Insecta; Lepidoptera; Papilionidae.